UAUAAAGAAUGCAUGAAAAUAAAAUUGUAUUCAGCAACCUGACUUCAUGCAAGUAAGAUGUGUUGUUAAAUUUUCCAAAAAAUAAAGUGUGUAAAGUGUAAGGAGUUUCCUGUUAGGGAAACAAAUAUUUUUUGAAGAAAUGUCCUUAAAAUUUAAUUUAAAAAAAAUACUAUUUAUGUGAAAGAAAUGUGAAUUAAAUAAAACUGCUAAGUUUUACAAAGAUUGCGUGAGAUUUUUUGAGGAACAACAAGCAAGUGAAUUAAACGGGAAGAAUGGUGCAAGUAUUAUUCGGACCGUGGGACUAUGUCAUCAUGGCCGCCACAUUAAUCGCCUCAGUAGUAAUCGGACUUUACUUUAAAUUCACUGGCGGGAAACAAAAAACAAAUGAGGAAUACCUUUUGGCCGAUCGGAACAUGUCUAUAUUUCCCGUUGCUGUAUCAUUGAUGGCUUCGUUCAUGUCCGCCAUAACGUUACUUGGAGUAUCGGCGGAAAACUAUUACUAUGGAAUGAUAUUUGUGGUCAUAAAUCUGUCCUAUGGUAUUGCGACACCGAUCGCAUCGCAUUUAUACCUACCAGUCUUCUUUGGACUUCAGAAGACUAGUACAUAUGAGUAUUUGGAACUUCGUUUUGGGCCGAGAAUUCGAAUGUUGGCUUCACUGACGUACACGCUUCAAAUGAUACUCUAUAAUGGAAUAGUGCUCUAUGCUCCUUCGAUUGUUCUAGAAGCCGUUACUGGUCUAGAUAGAGUAAUAUCUAUAUUAGUUAUAGGAUUGGCUUGCACCUUCUAUUCUACCCUAGGCGGCAUGAAGGCCGUACUAUUUACUGACUUACUUCAAUCUUUUCUAAUGUUCGCUGCUGUGUUCAGCAUAGUCAUCUUUGCGAUGAUAAAAGUCGGAGGUCUAGGAAACAUUUUUCUCAUAGCCAAGGAAGGUGGACGUCUAGACUUCUCAAAUAUAAGUGUGGAUCCUACAGAACGACACACAUGGUGGUCCUUAAUCAUCGGAGGCUUUAUAACGUAUCUAUCUUUAAAUGCUGUUAAUCAUACGCAGAUUCAGCGGUUAUUAACAGUGAGUUCUCUAUCUCGUUCCCAACAAUGUCUAUGGUGGAGUUGGCCGGUACUAUCAGUGUUGAGCGUCGUUACUUGCACCAGUGGCCUAGCCAUUUACGCAGUGUAUAAGGACUGUGAUCCGUACGUCAGUAAAUCUAUCACAGCGAUAGAUCAGCUCAUGCCCUACUUCGUGGUAGACACAAUGCGAUCGGUUCCUGGACUAGCGGGAUUAUUUGCAGCGGGCAUUUUUAGUGCAUCCUUGUCCACUAUAUCGGCUUCUUGUAAUGCGUUAGCUGCAGUUACCCUCACCGAUUAUGUAAGCAGAUGGUGCACUGUACGUGAAGCGUACAUAGCAUGGCUAACGAAGUUAGCAGCAUUUGCAUAUGGGAUGGUUUUUCUCGCCUUGGCGUUUUUAGCACAGUAUUUAGGGGGUAUUUUGCAAGCAGCUCUAACUAUAUUCGGAGCGGUCGGUGGACCUCUGUUCGGAGUGUUUACUUUGGGAAUGUUUACUACAUACGCUACGGAAAUGGGUGUUUCAGUGGCUUUACUAAGUGGUAUGUCUAUGACUCUAUGGAUGAGUUUUGGCAGUCCACGACCGAUGCCUGUAAAACUACCGCUUAGUACGGAAGGAUGUUUGAAUGCAACCAUACCAUUGGCUGUGACGUCACAACCUUCAGAUUACUUCUACUUGUACAAAAUAUCCUAUAUGUGGACGAGUCCGAUCGGUUUCGUGUGGGUGCUAGUGGUGGGCUCGCUGGUGUCUCUAGUAUGGAGACACACACAGCCGUGGCAGCGCGCCGGCCGCCCGCACCCCGACCCCGCGCUCUUCACGCCACCGCUCGCCAACUAUCUGCGCGCUAAAUAUAAAGACGUGGACAAUGUACAGAGCCAACUCCUGCAGAAAAGUGGCAGUUAUUGACAGCCUGUAUGAAGAAAAUUUAUAGUUUCAAGGAAAUAUUCUAUUUUGUUAAAUAAGGACUCAAACCACUGCACUGCACUCUUAGUAUUAUUUUUGAUAUGAAAUAACUAUAAAUAUCACUUUUUUUAAUUUGUUUCAAUAACGGUUUAACCAGAGUUGGCUAUAGCGUGUUGUGGCAGUUAUAUCAAAUAUCAGCAGUGUUUUAAAGUGAUAUAGAAUGAUAGUAUGACAAUAUAUUUAUUCAGUAUGCGUGAGUAUGAAUAUAAGCAUUAAAAGUUAUAACGAACAUCAUUUAGGUGCUGAAAACUUUAUGUAGUAGACUUGAGACUCGAAAUGGUGGUAUGGGUUGACCAUUUAUUAUAUUAGUCUGUGUAAGAGUCAUAAAUAUGUCAACCUAUAUUUCUAAAGAGAAUAAAAAUACUAAAUUUAGUCAUUAGACAAAAACAGAGGCGGCUCGUGACAAAAUUGAAUGGGUUGUCACUUGAAAUAAAACAACGAAAAUAGCAGGAUAAUCUAGCUAAUUCUAGCUAAUAGCAGCGUUAGCUGGAUAAUUUAUUACAAAAAAAAUGAGCACCACAUUAUAAAUGUAAUAAAUAAACACUAAAAAUUAUAAAGUAUUUCAAAACGAAUUAAAUUAUUAUUUAGCAAUAAUUAAUAAUCAGAAAAUCCCCGAAUUUCCAUUCGCGAGCGUAUUCAUAGUUUUUGUUUAUAAUAUAGGAGUGGCAACGUCGCGGCUCGUCCUAAGGAGCGCUGUGCCAGUGAACUCCCAUAAAUAAUUAUAAUAAAGUUAUACCUGCUCAUUAUUUAAAAUCUAUCAUAAAAAAACUCCAAUACUAAUAUGAAUAAAAUAAGUACCUUUACACAUUACAAAUAAAAUACAUCAUUACAUACACUCUUGUUCAUUUCAUAAGUAACGCGCGAAACAAAGCUUACGGAGCGCUCUCGAUUGCGCUCCUAUGAAAAAACAUUCAGUACAUUGCUUCCAUACGAAAUCCAAUAAGAGUGAAAGAGAAAUUUCGCCACAGUCCUGCGCGUGAAACAAAAGAUUUACUAUGGAAAAUUGGAAAAAUAGCCAUUUUCGGAGCGGCGCUCUCAAGCGACGUUGCGCAUCGCAUGACAGCAGCAAUUUCGCGCGACGCGACGUUGCCACUCCUAUAUUAUGUAUAAACAAAAACUAUGAAUAGGUACGCUCGCGAAUGCAAAUUCGGGUAUUUUCUAAUUAUUAAUUGCUAAAUAAUAAUUGAAUUCGU
Colias croceus (clouded yellow) is the source of this 3217-nucleotide messenger RNA. RefSeq names its product putative sodium-dependent multivitamin transporter. Gene Ontology annotation, molecular function: symporter activity. The transcript is spliced from 10 exons. Gene Ontology annotation, biological process: transmembrane transport; sodium ion transport. Bases 273 to 1967 code for a protein of 564 amino acids. Lineage: Eukaryota; Metazoa; Arthropoda; Insecta; Lepidoptera; Pieridae. The record is from RefSeq and is a predicted model, not a curated record. Gene Ontology annotation, cellular component: membrane.